CUCGACGCUUGUGCAGUCUCUACCGUGAUCGUGGUCGGAUUGAGCUUCGAUCCCGGCCUCGUCCCUCGUGGCGUGGAAUGUGUGUGGCGAACGGGCUCCCGUUUCCUUAGCUCAGCAUAUCCUGGUCGCCUUGUUGGACGUUUAGGUGGAACAUCGGCCUCACCGUUUUCGCCGUUGUCUAUUCUAGAGGAUUUCCAGAUUUCCCCCAAUGCAUCUGUAUCAUUUGACUCUGCAGCGUCCCUCGGGCGUGACGCAUUCGGUCCACGGCAACUUCUCCGGCUCCAAACUCCAGGAGAUUGUGGUCUCGCGGGGCAAAUGUUUGGACGUACUCAAGCCCGAUCCCAGCACGGGCAAGGUCCACACGCUCCUCUCCACCGAGGUCUUUGGCGUCAUUCGAUCCUUGAUGGCCUUCAGAUUGACCGGGGGCAGUAAAGAUUAUUUGAUUGUGGGUUCGGAUUCGGGUCGGAUCGUCAUCUUGGAAUACAAUGGCUCCAAGAAUCGUUUGGAUCGCGUUCAGAUGGAGACUUUCGGCAAGUCUGGCUGUCGGCGGAUCGUGCCCGGGCAAUACUUGGCCGUGGACCCCAAAGGUCGUGCCGUCAUGGUAGGGGCCUUGGAGAAACAGAAGUUGGUUUACAUUCUGAAUCGCGAUACCCAAGCCCGCUUAACCAUUUCCUCGCCCCUGGAGGCUCACAAAUCUUCGACCUUCAUUUUCCAUAUUGUGGGGGUGGAUGUGGGAUUUGAAAAUCCCAUGUUUGCUGGCUUGGAGGUCGAUUACGAAGAGGCUGACAACGAUAUUACGGGUGAAAUCGCUAGCCAAACGCCCAUGAGUUUAACCUUUUACGAAUUGGAUUUGGGCCUCAAUCAUGUCGUGCGCAAGUAUUCCGAACCCUUAGAGGAGCACGCGAACCUCUUGAUUUCCGUACCCGGCGGAAACGAUGGACCAUCAGGAGUGUUGAUCUGCUCCGAGAAUUACAUCACCUACAAAAAUCUGGGCGAUCAGCCCGACAUCCGAUGCCCCAUACCUCGUCGCCGGAAUGAUCUGGAUGAUCCCGAACGUGGCAUGAUCUUUGUGUGUUCGGCCACGCACAAAACCAAGUCCAUGUUCUUCUUUCUCGUGCAAACCGAGCAAGGCGACAUCUUCAAAAUAACCUUGGAAACGGAUGACGACAUGGUCACCGAGAUCAAACUCAAAUAUUUUGACACCGCUCCUGUGGCCUCGGCCAUGAAUGUUCUCAAGACUGGCUUCCUUUUCGUGGCCUCUGAAUUCGGCAACCAUUUCUUGUAUCAAAUUGCGCACUUGGGCGAUGACGAUGAGGAGCCUGAAUUCAACUCAGCCAUGCCAUUAGAGGAAGGAGACACAUUCUUUUUCGGACCUCGACCACUGAAAAAUCUGGUUCUGGUGGACGAGCUCGAUUCGCUCUCGCCCAUUCUCCACUCUCAAGUUGCAGACUUGGCCAAUGAGGAUACCCCUCAAAUCUAUGCGGCUUGUGGUCGUGGCCCUUGGUCAACCUUGAGAGUGCUUCGUCACGGAUUAGAAGUCUCUGAAAUGGCCGUAUCGGAAUUGCCCGGAAAUCCCAACGCAGUGUGGACUGUUAAAACUAGAGCUGAUGACGAGUUCGAUGCCUACAUCAUCGUGUCAUUCGUGAACGCCACCCUGGUUCUGUCCAUCGGUGGAACGGUCGAGGAGGUCACAGACUCGGGUUUCCUCGGCACAACGCCCACUUUAUCGUGUUCAGCUUUGGGGGAUAACGCUCUGGUUCAGGUUUACCCCGAGGGUAUUCGCCACAUCCGGGCUGACAAACGCGUGAACGAGUGGAAAGCUCCCGGCAAAAAGAACGUCGUCAAAUGCGCCGUCAACAACCGACAAGUGGUGAUCGCUUUGUCAGGAGGAGAGAUCGUCUACUUCGAGAUGGAUUCGUCUGGCCAAUUGAACGAGUAUACGGAGAAAAAAGAGAUGUCGGCCGACGUGGUGUGUAUGGCCUUGGCCAGUGUUCCCUCGGGAGAGCAGCGAUCUCGGUUUUUGGCCGUCGGUUUAGCUGAUAACACCGUGAGAAUCAUCUCCUUGGGUCCCCAAGAUUGCCUGACACCAUUGAGCAUGCAGGCCUUGCCCGAUGCUCCUGAAACGUUGUGCAUUGCAGAAAUGGGCGGCACCGACGAGCAAGAUGGAGAGCCUGGAAUCCAAGGUCAACUCUACUUGAACAUUGGUUUACAGAAUGGAGUUCUUCUGCGAACGGUACUGGACCAAGUGACCGGAGAUUUAUCCGACACGAGAACGCGCUAUCUCGGUUCGAGACCAGUCAAACUCUUCCGCGUGACCAUGCAAGGCGGCGAAGCCGUUCUGGCCAUGUCCUCUCGAUCCUGGAUCUCUUACUACUACCAAAACCGUUUCCAUCUCACUCCUCUGUCUUACGAGACCCUAGAAUACGCAGCCGGGUUCUCCUCCGAGCAAUGUCCGGAAGGAAUCGUGGCCAUUUCCACCAACACAUUGCGCAUCCUGGCUCUCGAAAAGCUGGGAACAGUGUUCAACCAAACCUCGGUACCCUUGGACUACACCCCUCGGAAGUUCGUUGUCAACAACGAGGCCAACCACCUUUAUGUGAUCGAGACGGAUCACAACGCCUACACAGAAGAGACCAAACAACAGAGGAAGGUGCAAAUGGCCGAGGAAAUGCGUGAAGCCGCAGGUCAGGACGAGCAAGAAUUGGCCAACGAAAUGGCCGAGGCCUUUCUGAACGAGAACCUUCCGGAAGACACAUUUGGAGCCCCCAAGGCCGGGGCAGGCAUGUGGGCCUCUUGUAUUCGGAUCCUGGAUCCCACCAAAGGUGACACGCUCCAACAAAUAUACUUGGAGCAAAAUGAGGCGGCCAUGAGUAUUGCCUUGGUUCGAUUCGCCGCGUAUCCAGAAGCGCUCUACUGUAUUGUUGGUGUGGCCAAGGAUUACACGCUGAAGCCUCGGACAGUGGCCGGGGGGUUCUUGUACACGUAUCGAGUACAUCGGGGAGUAUUGGCACCCAAUCAAGCGCCCAUGGAGUUGGUUCACAAGACCACCUUGGACGAGAUCCCUUACGCCAUCUGUCCAUUCCAAGGGAAAGUCCUCAUUGGGGUUGGAAAAUUACUCAGGCUCUACGACAUUGGAAAGAAGAAGCUCCUCCGGAAGUCCGAGAACAAGCAUAUUCCCUAUUGUAUUGUUGAUAUCAAGACCAUCGGCGAUAGGAUCAUCGCGUCAGACAUCCAAGAGAGUGUCCAUUUCCUGAAGUACAAACGCAUGGAGAACCAAUUGGUAGUCUUCGCCGAUGAUACCACUCCCCGAUGGGUGACCACCACUUGUGUACUGGACUACAACACAGUGGCCAUUGGAGACAAGUUUGGCAAUAUCAGUAUUGUUCGAUUGACACAUAAUGUCAACGAUAAUGUAGAUGAGGACCCAACUGGGACGAAAUCUCUUUGGGAUCGAGGCAUGUUGAGUGGAGCCAGUCAGAAAGCGGAUUGCAUUACCAUGUUUCACAUCGAAGAGAUCCCUCUUUCACUCCAAAAAGCCAGUUUGAUCCCGGGGGGCAAUGAUUCUCUGGUAUUCGCCACCUUAUCUGGAUCUGUGGGCAUGCUCGUCCCAUUCACUUCUCACGAGGAUCACGACUUUUUCCAAAAUCUGGAGAUGCAUAUGCGAGCCGAAAAUCCACCUUUGGGUGGGCGUGACCAUUUGGGGUAUCGAUCCUACUAUUUCCCUGUUAAGAGCGUGAUCGAUGGGGAUUAUUGUGAACAGUACAACAAUCUCGAAGGUUCCAAGCAAAAGAGCAUCGCCGAAGAGCUCGACCGUACUCCGGCAGAGAUCUCGAAAAAGUUGGAAGAUAUCAGAACCAGAUACGCUUUUUAACAAGCACUGUUGUACCCGUGUAUGUGUUUCGAGUAAAUGUGACUACUAGUUCUGAAAA
Tigriopus californicus is the source of this 3929-nucleotide messenger RNA. It is a transcript of the gene Sf3b3, whose product is annotated as splicing factor 3B subunit 3-like. Gene Ontology annotation, molecular function: protein binding; U2 snRNA binding. Gene Ontology annotation, biological process: mRNA splicing, via spliceosome. The record is from RefSeq and is a predicted model, not a curated record. Gene Ontology annotation, cellular component: U2 snRNP; nucleus. NCBI's taxonomy places the organism in Eukaryota, Metazoa, Arthropoda, Copepoda, Harpacticoida, Harpacticidae.